CAUCCCCUAUGGAAGGAAGGUCCCCCCCUAGUCGAGCCGAGCGCGAAGUCGUGUAAGCGGAACCACCAAUCUGCAUAUAAACAAGUACGGAGUACAUACCCCAAAAUACGGAAGUAGCGCUGAUACCGUUUUUAUUCCGAGGCGUCACAAAGAGACUGUGGGGAACCUAAAAUUGCCCUCGAGCGCAUCCGCGCAGCGUUUCGAAAAGGUGCGGGAGAGUUAGCGGACUGCCUACCAACUCCCACCCCAGCAUAUUUUACAUAUUCAUCCCCUGGCUGGCUGCUUCUCAUUCCCUUUUCAUAAGAUAACUUCAACUUAAUGGCUCGGUGAAUGAGCGAAUCUGUGUUCUGCGAAAUUAGUGUCAAUUUUUGCAGAGAGCAAGAUGUGUUUUCGGCGGGUAAGGUUGGCUACAGAUGGACAGUCGGUUGCCAGGCAACGGGCGAUGCGUGCGAUGUCAACAAACAAACAACUUUCCUUUCACGGUGUUCAAUGACAGAUGCUUCCCUGCAUUUCUAGAUCAAACGUUAGUUCUUUCUAAGAAUUACGUUUCUUUGUGGUGGAUUGACCUGAGCAUACGUUUAAGGACUUUAGAACAACGUGAAACCGAUAUUUUUUUCGUUUGACAUGGGAGCUUUUUGAAAUGUCAACAAGCGGUCUUUUUCUACUCUCUACUACAGGGCAGAUAGAAACUGCCGAGUUCCCUGGAUUUGAUAAUAUAUAUUGCAAAUAUUGUUAUAUGUAUGGUUUAGACUGGGUUGUAACAGCGGGCUUGGAGGAAGGUAUAUCGCAAGUAGGACGCUGUAGUAAUGAUGAGCGUCGAGUAUUUGUGUGGAAUUUCCCACUUGAGAUAACAUUUAAGAGCACAAAUCCUUUUGGAUGGCCUCAACUUAUAGUAAGCUGUUAUGGUCUAGACACAUUUGGAAAUGACGUUGUCCGGGGGUAUGGCGUUUGUCACUUACCAAUCAGUGCAGGGAAAAACACAAAAACGAUUCCUAUGUUUGUACCAGAAUCUACUUCACUCCUUCAGAAAAUGACUGCAUGGUUAACAGGGCGCCGCCCAGAAUAUGUGGAUCCCAGAGUACUAGCUCAAGGAGAGGGCAGAGAAGUAACAAGAGUUCGUUCACAAGGCACAGUGAAAGUGAGCUUCAAUACUGUUACCAAAGAUCUCCAUACACUAGGAUACCAGAAUUCAUCAGCAAUACCAACAGUCACAUCUGUUGGUGCACUUGCAUCUCAAUUGGAUAACCUAAAUAUAGAAUGAAAUAUUUUUUAUACAACUUAGUAGAUAUACUGAAUUUCUUUGAAUUUGGUCAUAUGUGAUACUUAAAUUAAACAGUCUCAUUCUUUUAAAUAAAAUCUCUUUGGGACACUUUGAGUAA
Molecule: messenger RNA, 1379 nt
Organism: Thrips palmi
Lineage: Eukaryota; Metazoa; Arthropoda; Insecta; Thysanoptera; Thripidae
Gene: B9d1
Product: B9 domain-containing protein 1
Exons: 5
Coding region: 641-1261 (206 amino acids)
Biological process (GO): cilium assembly
Cellular component (GO): MKS complex
Source: RefSeq, a predicted model, not a curated record